UCUGAAGACAGCCUCAGAGGGGUGUCCAGAGGCUGACUGUGAGGGCCAGAGGGCAGAGACGGGGAGGGACACAGCAAAGGAACGACAUACGGAGCCAGAAAGGGAAGGAGCAGCCCCAAAGGGACAAGGAGCCCAACAUCCAUCCUUGCAGCCACAGCCACAGUGGGAGCCAGCCCUGGGAGCAGCUCCGCUGCCCGUCUGUCCCCAUGGGCCUCUGCGGGCCAUGGCUGCACACUUCUGUCCUCUGGGCCGCAGUGGCCAGCCUGCUCCUCCCCCCCGCCAUGACCCAGCAGCUGAGAGGGGCUGGACCCGGCCCCAGCAACUGGGACGACCAUGCAGGAGCUUCGGGGCCCUCAGAGGACGUGUCGGGCAAGUCUGACCACCACGGAAGCCAUGGAGAUGAGAAUGGGGAUGUUUCCACAGACAAUGGGCACCAUUUCUGGGGCCACGGAGACCACGGAGAAGAGGAUGAAGAUGUCUCCAGAGAAUCUCAAGGCCAUAGGUACCAAGGCCACGAGGUGGGAGAUGAUAACAUCUCUGACGAGGAGGAGUACCCCAAGCAUGCUCAGCAGGCCCAUGGACACAGACGCCACGGAAAUGAAGACGCAGAUGAUUCAGCUGAGCGCGGGGACCUCUUCCCCAGCCACGGGAGCCAGAGCCAUCAAGACGAGGAGGAGGAGGAAGUUGUGUCCAGUGAGCAUCACCAACAUCACGUCAUCAGGCAGGCCCACCGAGGCCACAGAGAAGAGGAAGAUGAAGACGAGGAAGAGGAGAAUGUCUCCACUGGGUAUGGACAGCAGGUCCACAGAUGGCAGGACCGUGGGGAGCAGAAGGACGAAAACGGCUCAGAGGAACACGACCACGGCCAUGGCCCCAGCCACAGACACGGGGGCCACAAAGAUGAUGAUGAUGGCGGUGAUGCUGUCUCCACCAAGCACAGACAUCAAGUCCACAGGCACCAAGAUCAUGGGGAGGAGGAGGAGGAGGAGGAAGAGGAGGCUGUCUCAGAGGAACAUCCCCACCAUCACAGCCCCAGCCACAGACACCGGGGCCACGAAGAAGAAGAUGAUCAUGAAGAUGAUAUUGUCUCCACUGAGCACAGACAUCAAGUCCACAGGCACCGAGACCAUGGGGAGGAGGAGGAUGAAGAUGACUCAGAGGAACAUCCCCACCAUCACAGCCCCAGCCACAGACACCAGGGCCACGAAGAAGAAGAAGAUGAUGAUGAAGAUGACAAUGAUAUUGUCUCAACUGAGCACAGACAUCAAGUCCACAGGCACCGAGAUCAUGGGGAGGAGGAGGAUGAAGAUGACUCAGAGGAACAUCCCCACCAUCACAGCCCCAGCCACAGACACCAGGGCCACGAAGAAGAAGAAGAUGAUGAUGAAGAUGAUGAUGAUAUUGUCUCCACUGAGCACAGACAUCAAGUCCACAGGCACCGAGAUCAUGGGGAGGAGGAGGAUGAAGAUGACUCAGAGGAACAUCACCACCAUCAUGGUGGCAACAAGGAAGACGAGGAUGAGGAUCUGUCCACGGAACACUGGCACCAGGCCCCCAGACAUACCCACCAUGGCCUUGGAGAUGAGGAGGAGGAGGAAGAAGAAGAGGAGAUCACAGUCAAGUUCAGCCACCAUGUUGCAAGCCCCCAACCCCAAGGCCACAAGAGCGCUAAGGAGGAGGACUUCCCAGAAGAUUAUAAAAAAGCAGUCCCUGGCCAUGACCACCAUGGAGUCCCCAAGGAGGAAGAUGAGGACAUCUCUGCCAGGCUUGGCCACCAGGCUCCCAGCCACAGGCUGCAAGACCACAGAGAUGAGGGGACUGGCCACAGAGGGUCCAUCAAGGAAGAGAUGAGCCCCCGGUCCCCAGAACAUAUCGGGGUGAAGGAUAGAAGCCACUUAAGGGAGAGUGAUUCUGAGGAGGACGAGGAAGAGAAGGAAGAGGAUCACAGCUCCCAUGAAGAAGCCAACGAAGGUUCAGAAGAGGGAGGAGAAGACACCCACCAUGGCAGCCUGGAUGACCAGGAGGAUGAGGAAGAUGAGGAGGAAGGGCAUGGCCUCAGCUUGAGCCAGGAGGAGGAGGAAGAGGAGAAGGAGGAAAAGAGAGGAGAGAGAGCUAAGGUUUGGGUCCCACUGAACCAAGACCACCAGGAGGAAGACAAAGAGGAGGUGGGGCUCGAAGAAGAUGAACUCCCCUUCACCAUCAUCCCCAACCCGCUGACCCGGAAGGAGGUGUCUGGAGGUGCCUCCAGUGAGGAGGAGAGUGGCGAGGACAUGGGUCAGCAGGAUGCCCAGGAGUAUGGGAACUACCAGCCAGGGUCCCUGUGUGGCUACUGCUCCUUCUGCAAUCGAUGCACUGAAUGUGAGAACUGUCACUGUGACGAAGAGAACAUGGGAGAGCAUUGCGACCAAUGCCAGCACUGUCAGUUCUGCUACCUCUGCCCGCUGGUCUGCGAAACUCUCUGCUCCCCGGGAAGCUACGUCGACUAUUUCUCCUCGUCCCUGUACCAAGCCCUGGCAGACAUGCUGGAAACUCCGGAACCCUGACCCAGCCUCGUGGCUGCGGCGCAGACAUACCUCCCUGGCCCUCCAACCCCUUUCCACAAGCCAUAUUUAUUUCUCUGAAUAAACGUGCUCCCCGAGACCUCACUGUCAGGCGUGGGGUCGUGGAUUUGAGGGAGAAGGGGCCUGAACUCCUCGAGGUGUUUGAUUACUAGGUCCUGAUAAAUAAAUCAGUCAACACGGGA
Molecule: messenger RNA, 2743 nt
Organism: Bubalus bubalis (water buffalo)
Lineage: Eukaryota; Metazoa; Chordata; Mammalia; Artiodactyla; Bovidae
Gene: HRC
Product: histidine rich calcium binding protein
Exons: 6
Coding region: 207-2543 (778 amino acids)
Molecular function (GO): calcium ion binding
Source: RefSeq, a predicted model, not a curated record